Messenger RNA from Alternaria atra, 1599 nucleotides. RefSeq lists its product as uncharacterized. Lineage: Eukaryota; Fungi; Ascomycota; Dothideomycetes; Pleosporales; Pleosporaceae. Gene Ontology annotation, cellular component: Swi5-Swi2 complex; Swi5-Sfr1 complex. Gene Ontology annotation, biological process: double-strand break repair via homologous recombination; meiotic joint molecule formation; meiotic DNA recombinase assembly involved in reciprocal meiotic recombination. The coding region runs from base 1 to 1599 and encodes 532 amino acids. The transcript is spliced from 2 exons. The record is from RefSeq and is a predicted model, not a curated record.
AUGGCUUUCGAGAAGGGUGUUACCGAAAUCGCGGAUUCUGAAGAUGACUCAAUGCCGUCGUCACCUGCUCUUGAAUCAACGGACAAGCUUUGCGCAAUGGCAGGCGCCCCGUACCAAGAGCGACAAGACGCGCUACAUGAGGCAGAUGGCCUUCACCAAGCACUUGCCCAACGCAAUGCCAGCGCUGCUGAGGGCUUGGAUGUCGAUCUUCAUGGCGUUUCAUCAGACGUCGACGCGUCAAAAGUUGAUCAGACUAACAUGACAUCUCAUGAUACCAGCAGAGUGCAAGACGAAGGAGCCAUCAUUGAAGUGGGCAGACACGACCUGGAGCUGCACUCACAGUUGCAUUUGUCAAAAGCGGAACCCGCAACUGCAGACAUAUCAGAUGAGUUUAACGUGGCGGCGGCACAACCUUCGCCAACAGAUGCAUUGCAACUUUGUAGUCAUACGCCAGCUAAAAGAGCAGAUACCCAUAUCCGACGACAAAGGAGCACUAAUCAGACGGCCAAAGACAAUCUUGCAGCACAAAGAGAAGUCAAACCUGUAGAGGAUGCAAUGGCAAAGAAUGUUGAACAUGAUCUUGCAGCCGGCUGUCAAGAACAACAGUCUACUGUAGGUGGUAUCAACCCAGUUGCUAUGGAGCAGAGCGCGACUGGAAGCAUACAUCCCACCACGUUGGACGCGUCAUCAAAAGCACCAAGCACCGCUGGACAUGAUCUAUCAGAUACUGGAGUUGACUUGGAAGUACCAAGUGGGUGGUCAACAUGUAAAUUGCAAGAUUAUGCCACGCGCGACGGUCGGCCCCAACAGUCAACCGAAGGACUUUGUCACGCUGCAAGUGGUGAUAAAACAGAUCAACACUCGAGCGAGAUUACAGUUCCCACUCCAAUAACUCUAACUGGCGCAUCAAAUGACGCACUCGCUGAAGUCUCAGUGCCAUCACCUUUCCUGACCGAAACCAUGCACAACAGAAGUGGUGGCUCCAAACACUGUGAAGCCCAAGAUCCAGGAACCACGCUUUAUAUCUCGCAGAUGGAUAUCGACACUAGCGAAGCGUCCGUGAGCAUAGAAAAGGCUACCUCGAUGAUCGAUCAGGAACAGACUUUGAAAGAGGGAUCCGCGAAACAACACUCAGCCGUGAACGAGGUGGCAUUAUCGAAACAGAGCGCAGAUCGUAUCUUCGAUGCUAGUUCAUCGGCCGCCGAACUAGCUACCCACGCCCAACCACAUGUUGGCGCGCAACCCACGUCGUCAGCCGCAGAGACAUCUCCACCGAAGACACCCCAGGAAGUUACUCUCGACGGACUGAAAGCACAGAAGGCUGCGCUCCUGGCAUCUCUCGGUUCACUUCCAGCAAUCCAAGUGCUCAUAGAAGAGAACGCCCUUUUGGACGCCGAACCAGGCGAUGCAAACGACGCACCUACCGAGAUCGAAAUCAUGGCAGCUGCGAACCAGAUUGUUAAAGAACACAUCAAGUUGCUGCAUGAAUACAACGAACUGAAAGAUGUGGGUCAGGGGUUGAUGGGUCUUAUCGCGGAUCAGCGGGGCGUACGGAUAGUACAAGUCCAAGAAGAGUUUGGCAUCGAUAUAGAAGACUGA